This is a messenger RNA of Ostrea edulis (European flat oyster), 3433 nucleotides long. Its product is annotated as AT-rich interactive domain-containing protein 1B-like. Bases 330 to 3239 code for a protein of 969 amino acids. The transcript has 4 exons. Gene Ontology annotation, molecular function: oxidoreductase activity, acting on metal ions. NCBI's taxonomy places the organism in Eukaryota, Metazoa, Mollusca, Bivalvia, Ostreida, Ostreidae. The record is from RefSeq and is a predicted model, not a curated record.
AUACCAUGAAAUAAUUGAGGCCCUACAACACCAGUGCAAUGUCCAUUCCAUAUAUAUUAUUGACAGUUACAAUGGAUAACUUUCCUAAGAAGUGAUUGACUGUGUGUUUUCCUCCAAUUACAGCUUUAAGUUUUAAUUUAUUCUCAGAGUAUUUUACCAAAGAUUUUAUUUUUGAAUUUUGAUCCUUCCGGUACCUCUGUUACGUCAGAAUAUCGUGGAAGCAAUCAAAGCGUUUAUUUUCGACUUUUCGUUUGUGUCAAGGGCUGGACCCUUGCUACGUAACUUAAGUGUGUUCUUUUAAUGACAAAAGGAUUUAUACCCUUUUAGACAUGUAUACAUUUUAUUUAUUGUGUAUUUCUGUGACGUUGUGGACUUGCGUGUCUUGUUAUCCCACGGGUGCUCCGCUGAACGGAUACGGGUGCCAUGGACAUGUUCGGCAUUAUAAGGAGGGAAGUUCAACGGAGAUUUAUCCCCCUCAAUACACAACCUCACCGUACAAAAUUCUUGUAAAUACAACUCAUGUCCACAAAGGAGAUAUUGUUGAAGUAACACUGUAUGGACAGGGAAAGUUCGAUUUCUUCAAAGGAUUUAUUGUGCAGGCUUUUCCUGCCGAUGUAUUUGGAGACAACCCUAGGCCAGAGGGAACAUGGAUGCUUCGGGGCAGGUCCUCGAAAACUAUGGGGUGCCAUCAUAAUGCCGACACGGUCACCCAUACCAAUAAUCAAUUUAAGGCAAAUCUGACGAUGCUGUGGCGGGCUCCGGUGGAAAAUCUAAAGGAUUUCCGAAUAAGAGCAACAAUUGUUAAAGAUGCCAAAACACAUUGGGAAGGAAUCAUGUCCCCCAUUAUUACAGUAGAAGCUCAUAAAGAUAUACCAAUUCCUAAACCUAACCGUAGACCCAAUUUAGUGACAUUCAUCACACCAGCACCGACCACAAAGCCAGAUAAAUCACAGGGCAAAGAAAGUGAGAAGAAAGCUCUUCUGGACCAGCUAGCAAAAGAAGUUGGAGCUGAUAGUGCAUCCGAACUCUUAGAAUUGUUAAAAGCAAAAGUCAAAGAAAAAGAUGCAGAAGACAGUGGUGUGCCAGUUGUUACCGUUCCCCCGGUAAAGAAAGAGGAGGAAAUUAAGAAGAUUGCAAAGGAUGACCCAGUGAAAGAGCAGAAAGUUGAGAAAAUGUUGGAAGACACUAGUUUGUUGGGAAAAGUAAAAAGCAUUUUCGGGGGUGGAGGAUCUGGGAUAUUAGGAAAGGUGACGGGGCUCUUGGGUGGGGGGAGUGGAAUAAGUGGAAUGAUGAAAUUUGUGCCACUCAUGAUGGGCAUGAAAAAUUUGGCUGGAGGAGGAGGAGGUUUAGGUGGAAUGUUAGGCAAUUUGAUGGGAGGAGGAGGAGGAGGAGGAGGUGGACCAAUGGGAUUACUUGGGGGAUUACUUGGAGGGGGAGGAGGAGGAGGAGGGGGUUUAGGUGGUUUGUUAGGAGGAGGAGGAGGAUCAUCAAAUCCUAUGGCAGGCUUACUUGGUGGAGGAAGAAGUGAUCCACUCUCUGGUCUUCUUGGUGGAGGUGGUGGGGGAAGCAAUCCCCUUGCUGGUCUAUUAGGUGGAGCAGGUGGUGGUGGUGGUCGUGGAGAUCCUCUGAGUGGUCUUUUAGGAGGUCUUGGUGGUGGACCAUCUGGAGGUGGAGGGGGAUUAGGAGGGUUACUUGGUGGACUUGGAGGAGGAGGUGGUGGCAGUUCUGCUGGAGGUCUUGGUGGGAUGCUAGGGGCUUUAGGUGGAGCUGCAGGAGCAGGGGGUGCAUUAAGUGGGCUUCUUGGAGGAGGAGGAGGUGGUGGAAACUUAGGCACAGCAACAUCCUUAACACAGGGUUCUGGUAGAAACAAUGGACUGGCUGCAAUGCUUGGUAUUGAUCCUGCUGCAACACCAAACCAAGCACCCAGACCUGAGUUAGUAGAAGGAACUCAAUCAAGAGCUCAGCCCAUUGACCCAUUGUCAUCUAUGAUAAAAAGUUUGAGUGGUAAUGGUGGGCUUUCAGGAAUUCUUGGAAACUUAGGGGGUGGAAAAAGUGCUCCCAGUCAACAAUUUAUGGGAGGACAAAUGGGAGGUUUUGGACAAAAUAAUAUGGGACAAAUGGGUAGUCCCGCAGGUUUCGGUCAAAAUUCAUUCAUGGGAAAUGGCAUGGGAGGGCCACAAUACAAUCCUCAAUACCAGGUAAUGCAACAGCCUAAUUAUGCAACAAAUCAAAUGGGAUUCCAACAACCCUCAUCUGGAUUUGGGCAGAAUAAUCUUGGACAAAAUGGAAAUUUCAGACAAGUUAAUCCAAAUAAUGGCAUGAAUCCAAACCAGUUCAGGGGUUCAGGUCAGAACAAUCAACCACAAAACUGGCAAGGACAAAAUAAUGUUCCUCAGAAUCAGAAUAACUUCCAACAAAACCCAAACAAUUUUCAACAAAAUCCCAACAUCCAACAGAAUGGAAACUUUCGUCAACAACAAAAUAUGGGUCAAAACCUGAACAACCAGUUUAAUCCUAAUAUUGGUUCUCCUGCCAACAACUUUGGUCAAAAUGGAAACAAUUUCAAUCCAAAUCAAAACAAUUUUAGACCAACACCAACAAGUGGUCAAAAUCAACCACCAUCUAGAAAUAUCAACAUGGGACCAAAUCCAAGUGUAGGACCCAACACCAUCAAUCCACAAUUCCCACCAAACAAUUUACAAGGACCACCUCAGGUCAACCCCAAUUCUGUACCCGUAAAUCCAAAUCCACAGCGACCUGCUCCUCAACCUAACCCAAAUCCUCAAGUACAACCACAGCCCUCAGCACCAACACCUGCACCAGAUGACCUAAACCUCAACAGCAUAUUUGGCGGUGGUGGUGACCCUCCUGACCUUAGCAGUAUAUUGGCUGGAAUAGGAGGUGGACCUACAAAUAGUGAUGGCAGCAGUGGUGGCCCUGCAAAUGGAAUGCCAGAUUUAUCUGGGCUUCUUGGAGGGAAAGACAUCUCCAAAAUAAUGGGCGAUAAGGGAAUCGACAUGAACCAGGUGACUGGCAUGAUGAAUAGUCCACAGGGUCAACAAAUGAUGUCCAAAGUAAAGGACAUGAUGAAUGGUCCCCAAGGUGGUCAACUGAUGAAUGCUGCUAUGGGAAUGCUGCAGAAUGGGGGUGGUUUAGAUGGCAUUUUGUCGGGGCUAGGUGGGGGUGGGGGAGGAGGAGGGGGACUAGGAGCUCUAGCAGGGUUAUUAGGUAAAAAAUAAAAUUUAGCUACAAAAUGUUAUCUCAAAAAUAUUGUGCCAACACAUAAAUUUCUGUGCUAUUAAUUAUUGUUUAAAUGACACUUCUACUCCUUCCUUCUGUAAUUCAAAAUUACUUCUACAUAUAAAAAUUACUUCUGUAUAUUUACUUCUUUAUGAGAAUGUGAAAUAAAAAUUGGAAAAAAAAACCUACUAAA